Coregonus clupeaformis (lake whitefish) is the source of this 1703-nucleotide messenger RNA. Its product is annotated as tripartite motif-containing protein 54. Bases 49 to 1155 code for a protein of 368 amino acids. The transcript is spliced from 8 exons. Gene Ontology annotation, molecular function: zinc ion binding. NCBI's taxonomy places the organism in Eukaryota, Metazoa, Chordata, Actinopteri, Salmoniformes, Salmonidae. The record is from RefSeq and is a predicted model, not a curated record.
UUCAGAGCUUCAGAAAGACUCAGAGCUUCACACAGUCCAGUGUUUGGGAUGAACUUUGCGCUGGGCUACAAACCUGUGCAGCUGGAGGAUUCGAGCACCAUGGAAAACCUGGAGAAGCAGCUCAUCUGCCCCAUCUGCCUGGAGAUGUUCACCAAGCCUGUGGUUAUACUGCCCUGCCAACACAACCUCUGCAGGAAGUGUGUCAACGACGUCUUCCAGGCUGCCAACCCCCUGUGGCAGUCUCGAGGGUCCAGGUCUAUGUCCACGGGGGGGCGGUUCCGCUGCCCGUCAUGUCGUCACGAAGUGGUGUUGGACCGUCAUGGUGUGUAUGGCCUACAGAGGAACCUGCUAGUAGAGAACAUCAUAGACAUCUACAAACAAGAAGAGUCCAGCAGGCCCCUGAACCCCACCAAGCUGGAGCAGCAGCAGCUGAUGUGUCAGGAGCAUGAUGAGGAGAAGAUCAACAUCUACUGCCUGAGCUGUGAGACGCCCACCUGCUCCAUGUGCAAAGUGUUUGGCCAGCACAAGGACUGUGAGGUGGCCCCCUUGCAGAACGUCUACAAGAGACAGAAGACGGAGCUGAGCGACAGCAUCACCAUCUUGGUGGCGGGGAACGACCGUAUCCAGGCCCUCCUCUCUAAAAUGGAGGAGAUCUGCAGGACAAUCCAGGAGAACGGGCGUCGUCAGAAGCAGAGUCUGUGUGAUAAGUUUGACGGGCUCUAUGCCAUCCUGGAGGAGAGGAAGGAGGAGUUGGUGGGGAUGAUCAGCCACCAGCAGGAUGACAAGCUGGGUUACGUCCACUCCCUCAUGCGUCGCCACGGAGACCACCUGGAGGGUUCCGUCAAGCUGGUGGGGACAGCCAUCCAGUCCAUGGAGGAGCCACAGAUGGCCGUGUUCCUACAGAGCAUCAAAGAUAUAUUUAAACAGAUCUCUGCCACUGCCAAGGCGUCCAACAUGGAGCGUCCAGAGCCGGGUUAUGAGAGCAUGGCCCAUUUUGUCGUCAACACAGAGGAUGUGGCAGACAUGCUAAGGACCAUUGACUUCAACACAGGUUCCCAGGGAGAGGAUGGAGAGGAUGGUUAUGAUCUGGAUGAGGGGGGUCAGGACCUGGCAUCACUGGCAGCGGUGGACGUAGACUAUGGGAGAUACCAGUAGUUGAAAAGGAUCCCUCAGGUUAAUAUCAAAAAACAAACCAGCAUAUAGUAUGCUGCUCCUCUGCUUUAUUCCUGUACCCACAUUUACAACAUUUAGGCUACAAACCCAAAGGCUUUUAUAUAUAGUUUCUUAUGACAUCAGUCUUAAACAUUGCCCUAAAGGCUGAAAUCAAGUGUUUCUUGUCCAGAAUAUGGAUCACUUGUCUUGUUUACCUCACAGCAUACUCAUUUCAAAUGGAAAGACGAUGCAUUAUUUUUCCUCUGUGAUCAAUCAAUUCCAUAUUCCCCUAGCUACCUCCAAAUGUACAACGAUCCAUCUUAAAACCAAAGAGACCCUUCAGCCUCACAGCGUCACUGUAACAUGCCAGAGAUGAAUAAACUGGAAGCACACAUUUCAUGAAUGGCCACGGUCAGAUAUUCCAGCGCUGUUAAAAAGGCCAAAAGCUCUGCCUCCUGGUGCCUUGGGACCUCAGCUUGAUAGGUAGUGAAGAAUAGACCUUUCCUGCAUCUCCAGGGACACACAUACACACACACAUACAUCUGAGCCAU